GGCGGUCGCACGCCGCGCCAUGACCGAUAACGAAUCCAACUCCGAAACUUACUUCGACGACUAUAAUAACACUGAUGUCUUACUAAAUCAAACACUCGCUGAACAAGUCACCAGUGCAGUUAUUUUCUAUUAUACACCUCUCUUAAUAGCCCUUGGAACUAUUGGAAAUUUAGUAUCAGUUUUUGUCUUUUACAGUAGCAAAUUACGCCUGCAGUCAACCAGUCAGUACUUAUCUGCACUUGCAAUAUCUGAUACUAUUUUUUUAUUUCAAUUACUACCGCCGUGGUUAAAUGCUGUACAAUUGACAGACUUAUUCAAUCGUAAAGGGUUUUGUCAAAUAUUUGUGUACGUUACUUAUGUGACCUGUUGCCUGAGUGCGUGGUUGGUGGUGGCCUUCACUGUGGAACGUUUUGUGGCAGUGCUGUAUCCGCUGCAACGCAAUGCCAUCUGCACGGUGACCAGAGCGAGGCACAUCAUCUGUAGCAUCGUGAUAGCUGCUUUGCUUUUGAAUGUACCCGUGCUUCGAUUUGCUAAGGCAACCAAACAUGACUGCAGUAUUGACUACGAUUACAUGGAUUACGCGGCAAGAUUCAAUCUGGUGGACACGAUUGUAACAUUCUCGGCCCCGCUGAUCGUGAUAAUAAUAAUGAAUACUUGGAUAAUGAUUGGAGUGUACCGGCUGGAGCGGGCGCGGCACCAGCUCAUGAAGGCGGAGCAGCCGCAGCCGCUGGCGGGGCAGCGCGGCCGCCCGGCGCGCCUUCUCGGCUGCCCGCCCUCGCAGCAGCGCGUCACCAGGAUGCUGCUUAUCGUUUCCUCCGUCUUUGUCGUCUUAAAUAUGCCCGCCUACACUAUGCGCAUGCUUGCAUACGCUUACGACAUGACUAGUGGAGAAAAUAGCGGUAGGUGGGCGGCUCUGCAACAAGUGGCUACAAUGUUCUUCGACACCAACUUUGGCAUUAACUUCAUCCUCUACUGCCUGAGCGGGCAGAACUUCAGACGGGCGCUGCGGCAGACCCUGCCGUGGCUGCGGCGGAGAGCGCGCCGGGGCGUGGCCGUGCGCCGCGCCGCCUCCUGCCACCCCGCCAGGGCCAGCAGUGUAUCCACGUCAUUUGUUAGCAACUGCACGGAGGCUACAACUAAUUGCCCGGUGGCGGUGUCAACGCCGAGCACGCGGCGCCGGCGGCGUGAGCCGUUCAUUACCAGGUGGACGUUCGACAACAGUCGCCAGCGGCACCAGCCGCCCGUUGACCACUUCGAGAUGCGAGCUUUCCCUGCAGCUACGUAAAUCCAAAUUACAAAUCAAGGUAUCUAUCUAAGUAAACCCUCCGUAAUUAACAGAACAUUAACCACGAAUGUUUCCAAUUUGCACUACAUACAUUUGACUGCUGUAAAUGAUUUUAAUUUAUUGAAUUCACUGAACUCAAUGACAUUAAGCGGUAUUAAUUAAUUAUAAUUUUGAAAGGAUUGAAAAUCGAUUUAGAGUUAUUAAUUUCGAAUUUCAGGAGCUUUUUAUAAUACAUAGGUAUUAGAAGCAUAGUGAAAAUUGGUUAAAUGUGUAUUGUGUAACUAUUAACUUUUUGGUCAAAAACAACCUCUAAUUGAGAAAAAUAUGCUUAAUUAAUUAAUUAAUUAAUACAAUAAGUACACGUAAUUAACUUACAUCCUACUCAAAUAUUUUGAUGGUAUAUUUCUUAAAUUUCCUUUACACAGCACAUUUGCUUUACUUAAAUGUAUCGAUCGCAAUGAACCAAUUUCCCUAUUCUCUCUCAUUUAAGAGAAAAAACGAAAAUGAAAAAGAUGGCGCGCGUGUCGACCCACGCCCUAAUGUAGAUGGAGAUUAUCCAUAUCUAAUAGCUACGUACCAAAUAACAUAUUUCCUCGGAAUCACAACUCUUUUUAAGUAGAUAUGUGCGUCCGCAUGUUUAAUCAAUCAUUUUUUAUACUUUGUGUACUAUAUACAUUUUUAUACUAUAUAUUUCACAUAGUCCAGAAGUAAACAAGGUACAUGUCUAACUACAGGUCUAACACAUAUUCUACAGUUUUACAGAAAAAGAUAUCCAUAACGUAUGCAAUUUUAUUAUAAGAACAAAUAACUUAUUGUAGUCAUUAAUAAAUAAUUCUAGUCGUAUAACCAAAUCACUAGAAAAUAUGUAUUGUAAAUAUAAUGUGGUUUAUUUUGAAUGAUGAAUCUUACGGUAAUUAACUUGGUCCCAACCGCCCCCGCGCCUUAGCCCGCGAUGUGGGGGAAAACUCCAUUAAGAUUUCGCUUGGCAUGAAUUGAAAAAGUAAACCCAAAUAUUUGAAGUAUGUCAAUUUCGUUAACAGAUAAUCCAGUUAGUACUAACUGCACGAAGUCUCGCAUAAUUGGAUUGCUUUAAUGUUUAUUUCAAACAUCGAAGAUGUGUGAUCAUUGUUUUUUAAUAAACUUUACUCUUUCAUGUUUUAUGUAUUGUGUGCCCAAAUAUUGUCCAAGCCCUUUCAUCAUGCCAAGCCUUGCCUUUUUUCGAAUAGUAUAUAGAGUAUCUCCUUAUGUCGAAAAUUGUAAUAAAACUUAUCUGUAUUUGUAAGUUAACUUGUCAAUAUCUCAUGAAUGUAAUACGUGUAUUUUAGCUAUUAGAAGUAGUAAAC
This is a messenger RNA of Pectinophora gossypiella (pink bollworm), 2628 nucleotides long. RefSeq names its product neuromedin-U receptor 1 (gene NGR-A18). Gene Ontology annotation, molecular function: G protein-coupled receptor activity. Gene Ontology annotation, cellular component: plasma membrane. The transcript is spliced from 3 exons. Lineage: Eukaryota; Metazoa; Arthropoda; Insecta; Lepidoptera; Gelechiidae. Gene Ontology annotation, biological process: G protein-coupled receptor signaling pathway. The record is from RefSeq and is a predicted model, not a curated record. Bases 20 to 1285 code for a protein of 421 amino acids.